Molecule: messenger RNA, 963 nt
Organism: Gloeophyllum trabeum ATCC 11539
Lineage: Eukaryota; Fungi; Basidiomycota; Agaricomycetes; Gloeophyllales; Gloeophyllaceae
Exons: 1
Coding region: 1-963 (320 amino acids)
Source: RefSeq, a predicted model, not a curated record
AUGCACGCGGCGAUGCUACACCAGCUCCUUGAUAAGCUGACCGAGCUGCCGCUCCUGGAGAAUCUGCUGCUGAGGCAGCAUCGCGAGGAGAAAGUCGCCCCCAUUUCAUUGGGGAAUCUCUCGAUGCCGAAGCUCCAAUCGAUAUCUUCUGUGAUGACCCCCCUUGACUACGUCAGGGACGUUGGAUUCUCCUGGUCCCAGAUUACUCGUAUAUCCCUUGAACGUGUCGUCCUUCACCACCCCUCAUUCCGAGCACUACACCUCUGCCGAUCCCUCAGGUCACUACACAUCAAUAUAUGGCACUCUCCGGUACAACAACUCCAGCCAAUACUCUUACACAGUCUGGAGGACCUUCAGGUCUCCUUCGCAGACGAAGAAUAUGUCGCCAUCUUGCCAGGCGUAAUGGCUCCAGUAUUACGGGAGCUGCAUCUUGCGGUUUCCCCCUGGGACUUCUUCAAUGCCCCUUCGGUUAUUCCUCCCUUGGUUACAAUGCUGAAGAAUUCCGGCUGUCAGCUCAAGAGCCUGGAGCUCAAUUGUCGGGACAUUUUCAACGAUGUGGACAGGUUACAAGACCUCCUGAAAUCGGUACCCUCGCUAGAGGAACUCUCCAUCAAGGGGCACUAUACGGGCGAUGUUAGAAGAGAGACGCGCCUCUUCUUCGGCCUUCUCAUCGAGAUGGAGGGACAGUCUGACAGGUUUCUUGUCCCGCAGUUGAAGAAACUCGAUGUCAGCCUGAAGAGAAAAGGUUUAGUACGGUCCCCCUUUGAUUCCCUGCUCUCAGCAUCCUUAAAUUUGAGGCGGGUGUUGGGCCUUCGUGGAUUUCCCGUCGCUGUCCUGGAGACGGCCAGCGUAGAGAUGUGGGACGAUGAAGGCAAAAUGGCAUGGCGCUUCUCGAAUGGCAGUGAUAUUACCAAGGAGGGUGCCAACUUAGAUGCUGGUCUCGAAAUGGAAGACGAUGUUUGA